UAACGGUGGAUUCCGUGAUAGAAAGAAACUUCAAACUUGUAGCAAGCAAACACAUGUAAACUCUGAAGCACACAACACAACACAACCAGUCAAUCAAUCAAACCCCAAAAAUUUCAUCAAUUCAAAACCCUAAUUCCCCUUUUCUUUACACCCAUUCAACCACUUCUUUCGCCUCAAAAUCCUCUCAAUUCAACCGGAUUCUCACACCCACAUUUCAACAUCAACAAUCCACCACUUAAAUUUCAAUGGAUCACCAGCAGCAGCAGCAGUUUUCCGGUCUGAUGAUGCCACCAAAUUCAUACUACAACAAUAAAGAUUCAAACUUGAUCAACCCCUUCAACAGUUCUGACCAUUUUGUUGACGGAUCGGGUCAGUCCGGCGGGUUUGGGGAUGGUGGGUAUGGAAAUGAGCCGGAGAAGAAGAAAAGAGGGAGGCCCAGGAAGCAUAAGGGGUCGCCCGAUGGCGACAUUGCGAUCGGGUUGGCUCCGGUUGAUGGUGGUGGGAAUUUGGAGUGUUUUGAUGGGAAUGGUGGAAGUGGAAGUGUUAAUGUGGAUUCAUCUGGUAAGAGACAGAGAGGGAGGCCUGCAGGGAUUCUGAAGAGGCAGUUGGAUGCUUUGGGUGUGGCUGGAAGUGGGUUUACUCCUCAUGUUAUUGUUGUUAAAGAAGGAGAGGAUAUAGCCUCAACGAUGGUGUCAUUUUCAAAAGAAGGACCUCGUACAAUCUGUAUUUUAUCUGCGAAUGGUGCCAUCAGCAAUGUGACUCUUCAACAGUCCGCAAUAUCGGGUGGCACUGUAACAUAUGAGGGCCGAUUUGAGAUAAUAUCGUUAUCCGGCUCCUUUGUUUACUCAGAAAGCGAUGAUAACGGUAACCACACCAAACCUAGUGGAUUAAGCGUUUCUCUUGCCGGUUCGGACGGCCGUGUUUUGGGUGGUGGUGUUGCCGGAGUGUUGGUUGCAGCAUCGCCCGUACAGGUUAUCGUCGGCAGCUUCGUUACAGAUGGGAAGAAAGCAAAGUCUAGCAUCGAGCCAUCACCAGAGGCACCGCCAAACAUGUUGAGCUUUGGUGGCAGUGGAGGGGCGGUUCCUGGUACAAGUCCUCAAUCUGACGGGCCGUCAGGUGAACCGUCUGAUGAAAGUGGCGGCAGCCCUGAUCAUAUGUUCCCUGAUUUCUAUAAGAACGCUACUGAACACCAACACCAACACCACCAGCAGCCGCAGGAGCAGCCGCCAACAACCAUGCAGAAUCUGCAGAUGUAUGCAAACAUGGGAUGGCCUAGCUCCACCAUGAACAUGCUACCGAAUUGACCGCAAAUGCAAAGUUUCGUUAAAAUAAAGCUGACAUCGUGAUGAUGAUCGUGGUGGUAGGGUGAAGAUGAUGAACAUGGUGCGUGUUGCAUCGAGUAUAUUCACAUAUGCUAACCGCAAUUAUGCUUGAAAAUCUUUUUUUUUUUUUUUUUGGAAAAUUUUAACUUGUUUCCUUAAUCUUCUUGAUAACAUGGCUAGUUAAUUAGCGUAAGAUAUUGAUCUACAUAUUAGUAAAGCAUCUCCGCGAAACUUUAAAUUUA
Messenger RNA from Helianthus annuus (common sunflower), 1564 nucleotides. Its product is annotated as AT-hook motif nuclear-localized protein 13. The record is from RefSeq and is a predicted model, not a curated record. Bases 246 to 1304 code for a protein of 352 amino acids. Lineage: Eukaryota; Viridiplantae; Streptophyta; Magnoliopsida; Asterales; Asteraceae. The transcript is spliced from 5 exons. Gene Ontology annotation, molecular function: minor groove of adenine-thymine-rich DNA binding.